AUGAAUAUCCUACAUUCUACUCUAUCGACGUGGCGGGACCGUUUGGCUCCUGUCUCACGCACUUCAACUUUUCGUGCCACUGGCCAGAUCACCCCCGAGGAGUUUGUCCUGGCGGGUGACUACCUCGUUUACAAGUUUCCCACAUGGUCCUGGGCCGAUGCAUCCAGCCCUGCAAAGCGUGUAUCCUAUCUGCCUGCCGGCAAGCAGUUCCUCGUUACCCGUGGAGUUCCUUGUCAUCGACGGCUGAACGACAACUUUGCUGGCGAUGCGGGCCAUGAAGACGAGAUCGUCCGAGAUAUGCUCUCCGCUGAGGGUGCUGAGGGUGCUGGAGAUGCCGAUGGAGAUGACGGCUGGCUUAGAACAGGAGGAGGUCGCGAUCUUGUCGCAGACCGAGAUCAGCAGGAGGCUCGCAUCCGUGACGUACGGACCGUCGACGAAUCCGGGAACCUGGGCGAGCAGGAAGAAGAUGAGGAAAUACCUGACAUGGAGGAUGACGACGAUGACGAGGAAGCUAUCAUUCGCGAUCCGGUUGGUCAGUCAGAGACUACACAGCCUCUGCGCACUUAUACACUAUACAUCACAUACUCGAACUUCUAUCGCACACCCCGUCUCUACCUAUCCGGGUACCUAUCCCCAUCAGAGCCGCUCCCCCCGCACUUGAUGAUGGAGGACAUCGUAGGUGACUACAAAGACAAAACCGUGACACUUGAGGAUUUCCCAUGGUUCGAUGGCAGCGUCAAGAUGGCAACUGUUCACCCAUGUCGCCACGCCUCCGUCAUGAAGACGCUCCUAGAUCGCGCCGAUGCAGCCCUCAAAUUGCGACGAGACAAGCUGAAGCAGACACAGUCGCGCGAAGAGGCAAAUCGCGUCUUGCAGGCCGGUGGAAACAGUGGUCUGGAAGGAUUGGUCGAUGAUGCGAAGAUUCUGUCACUCGGAGAGCACCAACAGGGACAAAGCGGAGAUGAGUGGGAGGUGCUUCAACACGAUGAGGAAGAGCAGGUUGCCAUUCGAGUGGACCAGUACUUGGUAGUAUUUUUGAAGUUCAUUGCGAGCGUGACGCCGGGAAUCGAGCAUGACUUUACGAUGGGGGUCUAA
Messenger RNA from Penicillium maclennaniae, 1095 nucleotides. Its product is annotated as ATG3/ATG10 family protein. The transcript is spliced from 2 exons. The record is from RefSeq and is a predicted model, not a curated record. NCBI's taxonomy places the organism in Eukaryota, Fungi, Ascomycota, Eurotiomycetes, Eurotiales, Aspergillaceae. Gene Ontology annotation, biological process: autophagy of mitochondrion; nucleophagy; autophagosome assembly. Gene Ontology annotation, cellular component: cytoplasmic ubiquitin ligase complex; cytosol. The coding region runs from base 1 to 1095 and encodes 364 amino acids. Gene Ontology annotation, molecular function: Atg8-family ligase activity.